Messenger RNA from Cryptococcus amylolentus CBS 6039, 2113 nucleotides. RefSeq lists its product as hypothetical. The transcript is spliced from 8 exons. Gene Ontology annotation, biological process: transmembrane transport. Gene Ontology annotation, molecular function: transmembrane transporter activity. Bases 490 to 2043 code for a protein of 517 amino acids. The record is from RefSeq and is a predicted model, not a curated record. NCBI's taxonomy places the organism in Eukaryota, Fungi, Basidiomycota, Tremellomycetes, Tremellales, Cryptococcaceae.
GUUCCAUCGGUCCAUCCACCUUCGACUGUCUGUACUCACUAGAUCCUCACAAUGGCGACCAACCGCCAAUCCUCCGAGCUUUCGACCUUUGAGCGUCCGUCGUUCGUCCACUCCAACACCGAGGACCACACCCAGAAGCCUCUCGCCGAUGGCAAGAUCCUCGAAGAGGGUGGCGAGCAUGUCCCCGUCCUCGACAAGACUGAGACUAGCUCUUUGAACUCGGCCAACACCGAGACCCCUUCUGGUGUUUUGCAGAUGGAGGCUUUGUAUCUCGUCUUUGGCAAGGGCUACAAGCUUUGGCUUCUCUUUGGGUAAGGUCUACGCCCCACCACGCGAGACCUCCUUGUCUGACUUGCCCAUAGCUCCAUCGCCGUCGUUGCGUUCGUCUACGCCCUCCAACAAUCCACCACCUCCACUUUCCUCCAGUUUGCCACCUCCUCAUUCGCCUCGCACUCUACUAUCGGAACAAUCGCUGUCGUCACUUCGAUCAUGAGCGCCGUCGCCCGACCUUUCGAGGCUAGGCUGGCGGAUCUCGCUUCGCGUCCAACGGCCAUGACAUUCGGUAUCAUCACUUAUUGCGCUGGGUAUAUCGCUGUCGCUGCUUCGAACAGUGUAACGGAUGUCGCAGCCGGUGAAGUCUUGUACACCAUGGGUAACACUGGUAUCCAAGCUAUCAUGGCCAUCAUCAUUGCCGACUGUACCUCUCUCCAGAACCGUGGUCUCGCCAGCGGCCUCUACUCGUCUCCUUAUGUCGUCACUGCUUGGAUCAGUGGUGAAAUUGCUUCAGGCAUCAACGCCUUUUCAGACAAUGGUUGGCGAUGGGGUUUCGGCAUGUUCAUCAUCAUGGUUCCCGUGCUCAUCUCCCCUCUGAUCAUCAUCCUCUACUGGGCUGGCUACAAGGCCAAGAAGAUCGGUGCUCUCUCCCUCGCUUCUUCUUCUUACGCUCGCCGACAAGCUUUGGGUAUCGAGGAAGAGCAGAGGACGUUCACCCAGAACAUUGUGCAUUACUGGAGACAGAUGGACGCCUUCGGUCUCCUUUUGAUGGCCUUCUCAUGGGCUUUGAUGCUUUUGCCAUUCACCCUCUACAAGACUGCCGACAAGGGCUUCAAAAACCCCUCGCUCAUUGCCAUGUUCAUCGUUGGUGGUCUUCUCCAGAUCUCAUUCAUCCUCUGGGAGUGGAAGUUUGCCUCCCACCCUCUCAUGCCCAAGCGAGUCCUCAACAGAUCCCUUAUCUGCUCUUGCAUCAUCGACUUUAGCUACUACCUCUCUGGCUAUAUCCACAGUACCUACUACUCUUCUUGGAUUUACGUCAUUGUCGAUUGGUCUGCCCGUGAUUACCAGUACUGGUCCAAUAUUAUCACUGUUGGCUUGUGCUUCUUUGGUGUCUGUGCUGGUUUGAUCCAGAAGUAUACUCAUCGAUACAAGUACCUUCAGAUUUUCGGUCUUUGCACCCGACUUGUCGGCCAAUCUCUCGUCUACGCUUCCACCCGAGGCCACACUGGCGACGCGAUGCUCAUCAUGGGUCCCGUCCUCAUCUCUAUGGGUGGUGCCUGCUCCGUCGUUGGCUCCCAAGUUGCCACCCAGGCCUCCGUCCCCCACGCAGACCUCGCCGUCGCCAUGGCCCUCCUCGCCCUCUGGACCCGUAUCGGGGGUGCCAUCGGUUCCGCCAUUGCCGCCGCCAUCUGGGCCAACCAGCUCCCCAAACACCUCAGCGCCAACCUCGGCCAGUACAUGAACUCUACCCAGCUCAACGCCAUCUAUGGCUCCAUCACCAAAGCCCGCGCUGUCACCGAGCACCGAGACCUGCUGAGGAAGGCGUACCUCGAUUCGGCGUGGUAUCUGGAGGUGCCUGCUGUGGUGUUGUGUGUUUUGCCCAUUGUUGCGGGACUUUGCACGAGCAACUUCUUCCUCGGCGACACGCACAAUGCGAUUGAGGAGAAGAAGGUUGUGCUGAGGUCUUUGGAGGAGACGGAUGAGCAGGUGGUGAGGGAGAAGGUCAAGGAGACGCAAGAGAGGAUCAAGAUGGAGGCGGGGAGAAUCUAGAUGGGGUUGAGUGAUCUUUAGAGUGGCUGGUGCUUUUUUGGUAUCUCCGAGUUCAAUAAUUAAUCAUGUG